UUUGGAUCCGUUGGUAUAUGCGGUAUGAACACUUCCAGGGAUGACCUGGGCUGAUCUGUGCUUUAAAAAUAGUUUUACUAAAAGCGACCGGAUCUGCUACAUUGAGUUGAAUUUAAAGAAGACACUUGGAAAAGAAGAACGUUAUCCGCGUCAGAAGGUCGGAACUGCCAGUAAAAAGAAGUUCAGUCAUAAGAACCAAAGAUGCUGAAGGAAGCGCAGGAUCACGCGAACCGGCCCGACAACACUGCCUUCACGCAGCAGAGGCUUCCGGCAUGGCAGCCCAUGCUCUCAGCUGGCAUUGUCAUCCCGGGAUUUGUCCUCAUCGGCCUGGCAUUCAUCGGCAUUGGCGUCGCCCUCUUUGUCACUUCAAAGAGCAUUCAGGAGUUGGAGAUUGACUACACUGGAUUUGAAAAAGACUCUGCAUGCUACAAGUGCUCCGACCAGAAGCCAGUGACGUGUCUGUGCCAGCUGAACUUCACCGUUGAAAGUUUAUUAAAGGGUCCUGUGUUCUUUUAUUAUGGCUUGUCAAACUACUUCCAGAACUACCGAAGGUACACUGUGUCCAAAGAUGAUGAUCAAUUGUAUGGAAACCUGGACAACUUUAAAAGUCCCAGUUCCACAUGUUCACCCUAUGAGUAUAACCGCACUAAUGUACCAAUCGUACCAUGUGGAUCAAUCGCAAACAGCAAGUUCAAUGAUACCUUUAAGCUGUAUCAGAAAGUCAAUGCGACAAUGAAGCCGGUGCCCUUCGAUGGCAAAGGGAUCGCUUGGUGGACAGACUACAACAUCAAAUACAGAAACCCCAAUAUCAUCCCCCUGAGGAACGCUUUCAACGGUACUACGCAGCCUAUAUCUUGGCCCUCACCUGCUUACGAGUUGGACACCGGGAACCCCAGUAACAACGGCUUCAUCAAUCAGGACUUCCUGGUGUGGAUGAGGACGGCGGCCCUGCCAGAUUUCAGGAAGCUCUAUCGACGAAUCACUGAGGGUGAUUAUGCACAGGGUCUGCCAGCUGGAAGCUACAUGCUUGACAUUGAAUACAACUAUAAUGUUCUCAGCUUUGAUGGAAGGAAGAAGGUGGUGUUCAGCAACGUGUCCUGGAUGGGUGGCAAGAAUGACUUCUUGGGCAUUGCCUACCUUGUGGUUGGUUCGAUGUGCAUCUUCAUGUCCAUAGUCAUGCUCAUUGUCUAUGCUAAAUUCAAGUUUCCUGAGGAAGACUGAGUUGUGGACUUUCUAACCCUAUUUACACAACUUUCUUUAUUUUAUCCCCCCCCCCUCCUUUUUUGCACAAUGGCAAGAUGAGAGCACAGUACGGUGUUCAAUCAAAGAGGGUUAUAGAGAAAACUUCAUAUGAACUCAUGUUAUUUUGCACGUUAAGAUGUAUGCUCAGAAGCAGAUGAAGCCUGGUUUUUGACACUCUGAGCCUAUUUUCUGAGUUUUGACACUGGAAUUGCCCCAUGUCUGCAAAAGAACAUCAAGAAAUUAGGCUCUGCUGAGUUGAUAAGCCUGUAAGUUAGCAUAAGAACACAGCCGUGUCUCCUAAUUGUGUGCUUUCUUUAUCAUCAAAAUGAGCUGCCUCCUCACUUCAGGUAAAUAAUGUUAAAGCCAUUGACCCCUUGAUAAGGCCUCUAAUACUGGACAACAAAUGUAUACUUGAGUGUAUGAAAUCUGUAGUUGAUUAGCUUAGAAUUUAUUCAGUCACGUGGGAAUUUUAACUCAGGAAUCUGGUGGACAGGGUGUGCAAGCUACUUUUUUACUUUUAUUGUGUUUUCAAUAUUUACUUUGUGUGGAUUUAUUUAAUAAAAUAACUUCAACCAUCCCUGUGUCAUAUAAUGACAUCUAGGUUCUACGGGCAGCUGUGCUGUCCUUUUAACCAUCAAUGCUAGAUUCCACAUAAAUGUUGCCUUUACAUUAUCAGGGAGGAUUUUAUCCUCCAUCUACUUCUUUUUUUGUGACUUAUGAUGUUUCUAGUUUCUGAUUUAAGCCUUUGAACGGUCUUCUGCAAGCUUUUUGGCUUAGGUGUGUUUUCUUGUCCAACUUCAAGUCUAAGCUACAGAUAGUAUUUUAUACCUGCUGAAUGUGGAUGUUUAGGUUUAUUCAAUUUGUAAAAGAAACAUAUUUUACAUACUAUAUAUUUUAAUGUAUCUAUUUAGUCGCAGGGGUCUGAAAAUUGUUAGUUCAUAUUUUAACAGGAUUUUAUGACCAAAGCAAAAUGCUUUAGAGCAAAUAUUUUCCAUCAAUGUAGACACUUAAGUAUUGUGACCAUUCUGUACUCCCCACUGCAAUAAAAUGUGUAUAUUAACUUUU
Messenger RNA from Pungitius pungitius (ninespine stickleback), 2307 nucleotides. It is a transcript of the gene tmem30b, whose product is annotated as transmembrane protein 30B. Lineage: Eukaryota; Metazoa; Chordata; Actinopteri; Perciformes; Gasterosteidae. Gene Ontology annotation, cellular component: endoplasmic reticulum; Golgi apparatus; plasma membrane. The transcript is spliced from 8 exons. The record is from RefSeq and is a predicted model, not a curated record. Bases 202 to 1221 code for a protein of 339 amino acids.